Molecule: messenger RNA, 3341 nt
Organism: Bombus huntii
Lineage: Eukaryota; Metazoa; Arthropoda; Insecta; Hymenoptera; Apidae
Gene: mus304
Exons: 13
Coding region: 232-2955 (907 amino acids)
Biological process (GO): DNA repair; DNA damage checkpoint signaling
Source: RefSeq, a predicted model, not a curated record
UUAGGAUGGAUUAAUACUCAAAAGAAAGAAAUAAUAUCUCAUAACAAUUAUUUGUUGAAUCAUUGCAAGUUGAGCAAAAUGUAAUUCUCAUAAAAAUUGUUGCACCAAAUAACAAUUUUAUUAGUUACAAAUAAAUAAAACUGUCCAUACAAAUCAUGUAAAUAAUUUUUAUUGAAUAUCAAGAAUUGACAGGAAAAUCCUUGCUGAAUAUUAUAGCUUAAACAAAUUAAGAUGUUUAAGCGAAUAGAAAGUAACAGAGAGAAUGAAUUCUCUGUACCUGCUAAACGGCCAAGAUAUGACAUAAAAAGGGACAGUUUGGUAGAUGUUUCUACAAAUAAUAAGGAUUUAAGAAAUAAAAGAUCUGGAAAAUCAGAUGAUAUUUGGGGGGAUGAUUUUGCAGAAGAAGAUAUUGAAGAAAUGGAUUUUGUAGCUACACAGGCUUGUUUACAGGAAGAUAGUUUCAUGAGUGAACCAAAUACAGACCAAAAAAAAUUUGCACAAAAAUAUAAUAGCAUACCAUCUACUAGUAAAGGUGUUCCUAAUUUAAAUGGUAGUAUUCAUAAAUUAACAAAAUCUAUAUAUCCAUCACAGCAUAAUAAUGAAAGGAAAGGAAUAGAAAACUCAAAAGAUAUAAGUACCAUAGUUUCUGUUGACUACAAAGAAUUUGAGAAUAAAUUAAUAAAUAAAAAAGUAUAUAAUUCCACAUUUAAGCUGGAUGAAAAUCUUGUUGCAGAAUCAGAAUAUGCAAAGGAAUUAGAGAAGUUAAAAGCUGAAAAUAAGAAAUUGCUAGAUGAUUUUAUAACUAAAGAAGGAGAAGCGGUAUUUUUACGGAAUCAGUUGCAACAAAUUCAAUUAAAAGCAGAGAAUGAUCGAUUAGAAAAAGCACGUCUUAUCGAAGAACAGGAAAAUCAUCAUAGGAUGGAAAUUAAUGCCAUUUAUAAAGAGAAGGAACAUUUGAAAACGCAACUUGAAUUGCAAAUGUUUGAAGUAGGAAACUUAAUGGAACGUUGUAAGUUGUUAGAGAAUGGAAAUGUUAGAUUAACAGAACCACAUAUAAAUCUCAAUAUUUCUAUGAAAAGAAGCAAAUUUGAUUCACCAAAGAAUCGACCGUCAAUUGUAACUACGAAGCCAGUAAGGGUUAAAGAAGCUUCUGUACAAACUAAUACACUUAAUAAAAGUAGUUAUAUCUCUAAAAUAUGGAAUCCAUAUUUUCCUCUUACAGAAAUUCCGAAAUUAAUAUAUGAUCCAUCACAACCAGAGAAGUCUGUGGUUGAUAUUCAAAUUAUAGAAAAAAUUGGAAGACGGAAUUUGCCCAUUUUGCAAGAAGAAGAUACAUUCAGAAUAUUUGAAAAUCCGGAAUUAGUAAAACCUGUAACGACCAUGAUAGACGAUAAGAAAUUAUCAGUGGAAUUUAUCUUGCCUGAAAUAGCUGCUCUUCAGCGAAAAACAAGUUCAGAACUUGAAGCGGAGGAAACUAUACCGAUAAUAAAUAAAUUAAUUUUUACUGCGAGGGAACUGAUCUUAAGUAUAGUAGUUGUUCUACAAACAAUCUCUCAAGCUAUGAAAAAUGACGACAUUCGUGAUAUGAACGAUAUUUAUUUCUCUGUCUUAUAUUCGACUUCUGACCUCAACGGGAAAUGCGUGUGCUCUGCAAAUGCAUGGCACGAAUGCGAACGUGGUGUCGAAGCUAGAAGAGUGUUUGGCAUGUUGUCAUACGUAACCAUGGAAUCAACUUACCUCAGCAAAUAUAUUGCAGGAAAAACUCAUUUACUCAUAGAGAGUGAUGAAUCUUAUAAGCGUUACUCGUGUCAAAUGGUUCGCUAUAAUACCUGGUUUGAACAACAGAGUCAUGAGUUUGAGAUGCUUAAGAUGAUAUUACAGUUCGUUGUCUUAGUUGGGUCCACGAGAAGGUCGCAUCAAUUUAGUGGCCUUCUAUGUGCAAUUAUGAUGAUUAUUUACAAUAUCCAUGAAAAAAUUGGAUACUGUUCUGAAGGGAUGGAAUAUAUUUAUCAGAUAUUUAAGGAAAUAGUAUUUUGUAGACCUUUGCCAUACUGUUAUACACUAGUCAGUAAAUUAAUGAUGAUUUUUGUAAAAUCCACGAUGUAUUUACGGAAGCUUUGUAUUAAUUCACAAUCAAUCAACAACUGGAAGGGUUCUUUACACUUUACUCCAGAUGCUUGUCCGCUGCAAAUUUUCCUAGUACAGCUGGAGAACUAUGACUUCGAUCUAUUAGCCGCAAUAGACAUUACUGAUGUGUUGUUAGGAUUUGUACAGUAUAUAUUACAGACAGAUAUUAUUCCUCUGAGAUCUGAGAAUCUGAAUUCUUGUAAUUGUUGCAUGAAAUUACUAAGAUUUACUAUUAAAACGCUGUGCAAAUGUUCUGAAGCAAAUCUAGCUGCUAUCGAGAAUUUUAAGUUGGACAAUUUUCCGGUGCCAAAGGAAGAUUCUUGCAAUUUAGAAGCUAUUUGUGCCAAACAUUCGUUGUUUAAUACAAAACCAAGCAAAUUGUGUAUACGUGAAAUAUAUCGAGAUAAGUUCUCAGACGAGAAGGCUUGGUCGAUCAUGAAGGAGAAACAAUCAAAGGUAUUGAGAGAUGGAAGGAGAUUCUUGUCUCAUGUAGCGAUAUGUGAUCCGGAUUUUGUAAUUCGAGUGUCAGAUAUUGAAGAUUCAUUCCAUUUAUUCAUGAGGAAUUUAAGUGCCUUUAAGAAUUUUGUUCUCCAUGAAAACGAACAAGAAGCUAUGAAUCGAAUAAAACAAACAUUCAUUUCUGAUAAAACACAGCCAUCCGAAAUGGAACAAUUAGAAAGAAGCAGCUCUAGAAAGGAGUUAGACAUAUUAUCAAAUUUCGAAAAAAAGUUUGUUCAACCAUUGUCUGCGAGGCCCAAGCAGAAUGAAAAUUAUAACAAAGCUUUGGUCACGUUUAAAUCGUUGUUUAAUAUCAGGUUUCAUUCAUGAAAAAUCCCAAUAUAAUCUUAAUUAUUUGUUGUAACAAUAAAAUCAGUUGGAUGUAUAUUCAUAUCAAAGACUGAAAGUAUUUGAAUAUUGGAACCAUCGAUUGAUUAUUAUUUCAUGUACAUAUUAUUUUGUAAAUUAUAUGAAAAUUUGUUCUAAGUAUCGUUAUUGUAAUAAAAGACGCAGUAUCACAUAAUAUUUUAUCACGAACAAUUUUUCAAUCAGGAAUAAUUUACAUGUUAACAUGUAUCAGAUAUCGUUAUAUAAUUUUUAUCUUUUAACUAUUGAUUUAUUGUAACCUCUUGUAUAUGGUAUUAUUUUACCAUAAGCUACCCUGAAGAUAAUAUUGAAACGCACUUUACAAUGCAAAUAAAGUGUCUUAUAUACUA